Acaulospora morrowiae is the source of this 363-nucleotide messenger RNA. Lineage: Eukaryota; Fungi; Glomeromycota; Glomeromycetes; Diversisporales; Acaulosporaceae. The record is from the annotation of a GenBank genome assembly.
AUGUCUUUCUUGGCAGACUUUGAACCGGCACUUAUCCAUUUCCCUUACGAUCAAAACCAACGUCUUGGGUUUGCAAGGGAGACAUUUUAUUCUAAACUCUUUGGACGCAAAAAAAUUAAUAGGGUAAAUUCCAGAGUUGAAUAUAAUCCUGUGAAUCUGGAGAACAGGACUAAUAUGAACACCGUCGUCAACAACCCAACACCUGCAACUACGGCCCCCACCAACUCGAAGUCGUCCACAUCAAGGAUGAAACGUAACAUGACAUCCACCACAUUUUCUCCUUCCGAAUCCCAAUUUUUUGACCGUGAUCAAAAUUAUUGGACGGAUAAAUUGGUCACAUUUUUCCUGAUGAUGCCCUAUUAA